Octopus bimaculoides (California two-spot octopus) is the source of this 1212-nucleotide messenger RNA. RefSeq names its product chemotactile receptor for terpenes 1. Lineage: Eukaryota; Metazoa; Mollusca; Cephalopoda; Octopoda; Octopodidae. Gene Ontology annotation, cellular component: membrane. Gene Ontology annotation, biological process: monoatomic ion transmembrane transport. Gene Ontology annotation, molecular function: extracellular ligand-gated monoatomic ion channel activity; transmembrane signaling receptor activity. The record is from RefSeq and is a predicted model, not a curated record.
AUGUUGAUUCUGUAUCUUGCUCUAAUCGUGACAACAUGUGUAUUCGUUGUGAACUGUGAGCCGAGAUACAAAGAUGAAGAGAGAUUGCAACUUGACAUCUUAUCUACCUACAACAAACAUAUAAGACCUGACAUUAAUGUAACUGCAUCAGUAGAUGUAUAUGCAAGCUUAUAUCUUGAUAUACUCUAUGAUUUGGAUUUUGUAAACAACAUCCUUACGGCUCGGUACUGGAUUCAACUGAAAUGGACGCAUGAAAUGCUGAGAUGGAAUCCAUUAAACUAUAAAAAUAUUUCGCGUACCUACCUACGUAAAGAUAUGAUAUGGAUUCCAUCUAUUACAAUGUGCAACACAAUGAAACAAUCAGAAGAUAAAGACAAUCCUUCCGAAGUAUCUGUGUAUUUUAAUGGAUCUAUAGAAAUUAGUUUAAUUAAAUUAUUGCACACCUACUGUGAAAUAAAUGCUUACACAUUCCCUUUCGAUGAACAUACAUGCAAUGUAUCCAUGUGUGUCUCAUUGCAAGAACUUCACCAUGCGAAAAGGACGAAACUUACUUAUAAAUCGAGACAAGCGAAACACUCUAAAUGGGAUAUCAAAUUUUCUGGUGGGACAAAUGGUACAAACUAUUAUCACUACAGUUACGUAGAUGCUACUAUGUACCUACGGCGUAAAUGCAAUGUAGGUGUCAUAGCUAUGCUGAUUCCGACAAUAAUGCUGACUAUUUUAACUGCCUUUAUUUUUCUUCUACCUCCUGAAUCGGGUGAAAAAGUUACUCUAGCAACGACAAUAUUUUUAUCAAAUAUCUUGUACCUUGCACAAAUUGAGAAAAACCCACUGAUAAAUUCAAAAAAGCCCUCGCUUCUUGUUUUAUAUAUAAUGGUAUUAUCAUUGUUAUGUGGUAUCGCUUCAAUUGGUUCGGUGAUUAUAAGCAAGUUGUAUGUAAACCAGUCAUCUGAUAACAACAAAGUGAAGGCGUCGCAUCAAAGUAACAUCACCUCACGCGUUAAUCAAAUUGCAGAUAUUUCAAUUAUACCUAAGGAAGAAUCCAAUCCUGUACUCAAAAAGGACAUGUCAGGAAAAGGAUUCAGAAAAUGCAUUUUCCAUUAUAGCCGACUUGAUGACAUAUUUCUAAAAUUUACCAUUGCAAACUUAACUGUAUUUUCAAUAGUAUUCAUUUAUUUAUUGUAUAUGGCAGAGAAAGUUUCUUCCUUUUAA